This is a messenger RNA of Conger conger (European conger), 942 nucleotides long. It is a transcript of the gene lrrc10, whose product is annotated as leucine rich repeat containing 10. The record is from RefSeq and is a predicted model, not a curated record. The transcript is spliced from 3 exons. Lineage: Eukaryota; Metazoa; Chordata; Actinopteri; Anguilliformes; Congridae. Gene Ontology annotation, molecular function: protein binding. Bases 1 to 942 code for a protein of 313 amino acids.
AUGGGGAACGUGCUGCGUAGCCUGGUGGCCUUCAUCCCGUCGGAGCGCUGCCAGCGCCUCCUGGUGGGGGACCUGAGCGAGAUGCCUCUGGACCGCACGCUGGACCUGAGCGGCCUCCACCUGCGCAGGCUCCCGCUGGCGGCCUGCGCCUUCGGCCAGCUGGUCAAGCUCUACCUCAGCAACAACCGUCUGGGCAGCCUGCCCCCCGAGCUGGGCGGCCUGGCCAGCCUGCAGCUCCUGGCCCUGGACUUCAACAGCCUGGAGGAGCUGCCCGUGUGCGUCUGCGGCCUGCCCCAGCUCAACACCCUGUACCUCAGCAACAACCGGCUGCACCGGCUGCCCCCGGAGCUGGCCCUGCUCACCGAGCUCCGCACGCUGUGGCUGGAGACCAACUGCUUCUCCGACUUCCCCCCGGUGCUGUGCCGCCUGCCCGCCCUGCGCACCCUGCACGCGGGCUACAACCAGCUGCGCGCCCUGCCCCCCGAGCUGGCCGGGCUGGGGGAGCUGCACAGCCUGUGGCUCGCCGGGAACCAGCUGGCGGACUUCCCGCCGGUGCUGCUGGAGAUGCACCAGCUGGGCGUGGUCGACGUGGACCGCAACCGCAUCCGGCGGUUCCCCCCGCUCACGCACCUGCGCGGCCUGAGGCUGGUGGUGUACGACCACAACCCCUGCGUCAACGCGCCCGCCGUGGGCCCCGGGGUCCGCCGCGUGGGCCGCUGGGCCGACUGCCCCGACGAGGAGGAGGAGGAGGAGGAUGCUAAAGUAAUUUCAGCAAACGGCAGAAGUAGUUUACGAACUGGCAUCCCAAGAUCACAUAAAAUGUCCUGUAUAUUUGCUAGACACCAGCAGAGCAACGGGUACGACAUCCUUUACGGCACGGGAAGGUUUCAGCAAGCACCGCCUGCUGGGCUCCAGACUAUUCUCUUGGACCCCCCUUCCUGA